This is a messenger RNA of Xiphophorus hellerii (green swordtail), 5945 nucleotides long. RefSeq names its product ribosomal protein S6 kinase, polypeptide 3b (gene rps6ka3b). The transcript is spliced from 22 exons. The record is from RefSeq and is a predicted model, not a curated record. Lineage: Eukaryota; Metazoa; Chordata; Actinopteri; Cyprinodontiformes; Poeciliidae. Gene Ontology annotation, biological process: protein phosphorylation; intracellular signal transduction. The coding region runs from base 304 to 2508 and encodes 734 amino acids. Gene Ontology annotation, molecular function: protein serine/threonine kinase activity; ATP binding; magnesium ion binding.
CGAGAAAAGGGCGUCCUCCUUUCAUGUUUGUCUCCCCGGAGGAGGAAGGGGCGGUCUCUGCGCCACACCACAGCCGGAAUUAGCCCCUGCUCGCUCGGCUCGGCUCGGUUCGCGUCCCGCCGACUCAGAAACGGGACCGGAGAGCGAGAGAAAGUGAGGGAGAGAGGCUCGCAACAUUUUACCAGGAAGAGAAGAAGCAGAAAGAGAGAGAGGGCGGUCGGAGUUUAAAGAGUCUUCGGAAAGCAGCGGGAAUUAAACCGAAGAAGAAGAGGAGGAGGAGCGGGAGUCCAGGAGAAGAAGAAGAUGCCUCUGGCUCAGCUGGCGGAUCCCUGGCAGAAGAUGCCGGUGGGGGGGACGGCUGGAGAGGAGGCGCAUCACGACCCCGAAGACACAGCGGGGGACGACGACUCGAUGACGGCCUGCACCGAUGACGUUCCCAUCAAAGAGAUCAGCAUCACCCACCAUGUGAAGGAGGGGUCGGAGAAGGCCGACCCGCGGCAGUUCGAGCUCCGGAAAGUUCUGGGUCAGGGUUCGUUUGGGAAGGUGUUUCUGGUGAGGAAGGUCACAGGACCGGACGCAGGUCAGCUCUACGCCAUGAAGGUCCUGAAGAAAGCCACGCUGAAAGUUCGCGACCGGGUCAGAACCAAGAUGGAGAGGGACAUCCUGGUGGAGGUCAACCACCCCUUCAUCGUCAAGCUGCAUUACGCGUUUCAGACGGAGGGGAAGCUUUACCUCAUCCUGGACUUCCUGAGAGGAGGAGACCUGUUCACCCGCCUCUCCAAGGAGGUCAUGUUCACCGAGGAGGACGUGAAGUUCUACCUGGCGGAGCUCGCUCUGGCCCUCGACCACCUUCACGGCCUCGGCAUCAUUUACAGAGACCUGAAGCCUGAAAACAUCCUGCUGGACGAGGCCGGACACAUCAAGCUGACAGACUUCGGCCUGAGCAAAGAGUCGAUAGACCACGAGAACAAGGCCUACUCCUUCUGCGGGACGGUGGAGUACAUGGCGCCCGAGGUGGUGAACCGGCGGGGACACACGCACAGCGCCGACUGGUGGUCGUACGGCGUGCUGAUGUUUGAGAUGCUGACAGGAACGCUGCCGUUCCAAGGCAAAGACCGGAAGGAGACGAUGACAAUGAUCCUCAAAGCCAAGCUGGGAAUGCCGCAGUUCCUCAGCUCGGAAGCUCAGAGUCUCCUCAGGAACCUGUUCAAACGCAACCCAGCCAACAGACUGGGCGCCGGCCCGGACGGCGUGGAGGAAAUCAAGAGGCAUUCGUUCUUCAGCCGGAUCGACUGGAACAAACUUUUCCGCACAGAAAUUUCUCCUCCGUUCAAACCGGCCGUCGGUCGACCUGACGACACUUUCUACUUUGAUCCCGAGUUCACGGCGAAAACGCCCAGAGACUCGCCGGGCGUCCCGCCCAGCGCCAACGCCCAUCAGCUCUUCAGAGGCUUCAGCUUCGUGGCCAUAACGGAGGAAGAGCCGACGCCGAUGCCUAAUACCAUCGUACAGCAGCUUCACAGAAGCACGUCCCAGUAUUCAGACACCUACGAGAUCAAAGAGGACAUCGGCGUCGGCUCCUACUCCAUCUGCAAGCGCUGCAUCAACAAAGUCACCGGCAUGGAGUACGCCGUGAAGAUCAUCAACAAGGCCAAGAAGGAUCCAACAGAAGAAGUGGAAAUCCUGCUGAGAUACGGACAGCAUCCGAACAUCAUCACCCUGAAGGAUGUGUAUGACGACGGCCGCUCGGUGUUCCUGGUGACGGAGCUGAUGAAGGGAGGAGAGCUGCUGGAUAAGAUCCUGCGGCAGAAGUUCUUCUCUGAGCGGGAAGCCAGCGCCGUGCUCUACACCAUCACCAAGACCGUGGAGUAUCUGCACGUCAACGGGGUGGUGCACAGAGACCUGAAGCCCAGCAACAUCCUGUACGUUGACGAGAGCGGCAACGCCGAGUCCAUCCGGAUCUGUGACUUUGGUUUCGCCAAACAGCUGAGAGCCGAGAACGGCCUGCUCAUGACGCCAUGCUACACCGCCAACUUCGUCGCUCCAGAGGUGUUGAAGAAGCAGGGAUACGAUGCAGCCUGUGACAUCUGGAGUCUGGGCGUUCUGCUAUACACAAUGCUAACAGGUUUUACUCCUUUUGCUAACGGUCCAGAUGACACACCAGAGGAGAUUCUGGCUCGGAUCGGCAGUGGGAAGUUCUCCCUCACUGGAGGAUACUGGAACUCUGUCUCUGCUGAAGCAAAGGAUCUGGUGUCCAAGAUGCUGCAUGUAGAUCCUCAUCGGCGACUGACGGCGGCUCAAGUCCUCAGACAUCCCUGGGUGAUGCACAGAGACCAGCUGCCCAAAUACACCCUGAACAGACAGGAUGCACCACACCUCGUCAAGGGCGCCAUGGCCGCCACCUACUCGGCCCUGAACCGGAACGUUCCCCCGGUCCUGGAGCCGGUGGGCUGCUCCACUCUGGCCCAGCGGAGGGGGAUGAAGAAGAUCACCUCCACCGCUCUUUGACUUCCUCCUCCUCCUCUUCCUCCUGUCAACUCUGACCUCGAUCUGAUCGCUGCCGGACCUCCCCGCCGCCCCCUGCGGUCCGGUCCGGUUGGACAGACUACUGAUGGACCUGAGAACCGCUUACGCCAAAUAGAAGCACACCCCGUCUCUGCCCCGCCCUGCACCUUACCGGGUUCUCCUGACUCUUAGCUUUAGCAUCACCAAUCAACACAAACCCGUGGCCCCGUGGCCCCGUGGCCCCGGCCUCUGCUUCGGACAAUCAGCGCUUCCUCGCCACUCCGAGGCUACAUCAGGAAAACAAGAGUAUUUAUUAACCUCUAACGGGAAACCAUAGGAACAAAGUAAGGUAAGGUAGGCGUUCUAAAGAGCUAGGAUCAUUGUUAUCUGUGUAGUUGUAGAUUCUGCAUUUAAACCUCAAGUAGCCUCUGAGACGGACAGAAGUCCAGAUCAGCUCAGGAAGCAGCCGGCUGGGACUGUCGCUGCUCGCCUUUUAAAAGGGAAACCAACGUCUCACUGGAGCCACAAAGGUUUUAAACCCAUUCUGUUGGGAAAACCUUUUUCUUUUUCCACUUUUUCAUCAUUCAGGAACAAAACAGCAAAAUGUUUCAAACAUUCACCAUUGAAACCUUUCGUUUCCGCCAACAUUUAUCCAAAACCAACAUGGAAAAUACUCUGGAAUCAAACUGAACGACUUAAAUCUGCAAAGAGUUUUCUGGCAUUAUGCUGCCCCCUAGUGACCACAGCAGCUAUAACAAGCCAUUUUUCACCUAUUUUUGUCUUUUUCAUUUUUGGAAUAAGAUAAAGUUAUAUUUGACACCAAAUAUCAUAAACAUUUUUGGUUACUGUCUAAUCUGGUCAGAAGCAGAUUUAUGCAGAUUAGGGAGAAACUAAAUCUGUGGUGCUCAGUUUUUCUCAUUUAGCUUUUGGAGACAAAAAUUAAAUUAACAUUUCAGUGAUGUUGAAAAAAAGUUGCUAUUUUUCCCUUUGGUAGUAAAAUAGACAAUGUUUAUGUAAAUUUAUUUAAAAAAUACAGAUAUUUCCUGACGUGUUUCCUAAGUGAUUCGGAGCAGUGAGGUCACCUGGUGCUGUUUGGGGCUCCGCAGUUCAGCCACACUUUAAAUUAGAAACACCGUUUAAAGUUUAAACACGGCACAGAAAGUAGGGCUUUCCUCAUCUCAAUUAACAUUUUGAUACAUUUUAUACUUUUUACAAAGUUUUAUUUUAAGUUUGGUGAACGUUUUAGAGUUUUUAACCUCAGAAAGUUUAUUUUAACUGUGAUGAUGCAACACACUUUAGAUUUUGACCUUUUUUUUCUCUAUCUAAAUCAUUUUCAUGCCAAUAGUUUCAUCUCUACAUAUAAAGUUUAUACAUCAGAAGAUUGGUAUUUCUGUCCACUUUUUAGUCAAAUCACCUGAGAGUUCAGCGUUCACACACACAACUGAAUUCACUCCCAUUGUAAUCCCUCUAUCAAAAUUAGCAUUGAAGAGUCUCUCUUUAUAUCUCCAUAUAAAACAUUGCAGACGUAUAAAGUUUCUCAUAUGUGGCCAGAGGAACGUUAUGCUUCUUACGGUUAAAGGAUUAUUCAAUACAACUUACGGUUUCCACACAGUUUGUUUGCUGCUUAAACUCCUGGUUAUUUUUCUGUCUUACUCCCCAGAAAAGGCGGGAAUCACCAUGGCAACUUGUUUUUACCAGUUAUUUUUUUGCUUUUCCAUGAUGCACUAGAAUAAGCAUUUGGGAGACUGAGCAGGAGGAAAUCUGAGCACCACUGAUUUAAAUCCCCUCCCAGAUUUUCACAGGAAUAAUUCAGGAACCGUUUCAGGAUCUGAAAGCAGCUUGAAGCGUUUCCCGUCCGCCAUCUUUAGAUGGUCUAGAGCCGCCUGCUUCCUCGCAGCGCCGCCUGAAGCUGGAUUUCUGCCUCUCAGUACGAGCCGUCGGUGCAGCAGAACUGUAAAUAUGAACGUGUUGGGCAACUCAGGUUUCUACGAAUCAAGACGAUGCAUUUUUGUAGGAGCAGGAAAAGCACAGGAACACGAGCGAAACAGGCGAACAAAAGCUCCUAUUAUCAGACGUUCUCUGAGUUAAAGUGGGAACAUUUUACACGUCCAGAUUUCUGUUUUCCUCUCAAAGUCUUAAAAAAGGGACCUCUAGAGGUUCUGGAGGUUUUGUUUUGAAAUCGAACUCUUCCGUUGUUGGUGUUGCGUUCCUGUGAUCUGUGUUCAGCAUUUAUGCCUGAUGAUGACGAUGACGAUGAUGAUGAUUGUGAUUCUCUGGCAGCAAACCCUUUAAAAUUGAGCAGAAAACAUUAAAAACAUUCCAGUUGUUGGCUUCACCCUGGAGGUCUAAUCGUUAGCAUGAUGCUAACAUGUAGCAUCAUGCUAACGAUUAGCAUCAUGCUUGCUCUGUAGAUUCAACAGAAAACUAAUUUAUGCAAAUCUUUCCAGAAAAUAAAUCUGUCCUGAACUGAAGCUGAAUUACACUCCUCGAGCUUAGCCACCAGGGGGCGCUGCAUUUAUUUAACUUCUUUGACCAAAUUAUUCAGCUUCAUUAUCUUUGACCCGUUUCUCAUCAGUGAAAUUAAUCCAAGUGUGAGUUUGCUUCUGGUGCAGAAGGACAAAUGAAAGUGAAAGUCAGAAACUGUAAACCUGACGACCUCGGAGGCCCGUUUUCACCGGCGCUGAAAUAAAAAUAUCAAACGUGUCAAAUAAACGUCUAAAUCAUAAACGAGUCAUUUUCUGGAUAAAUCAAAUUUGAAAAAAUUUAAACAAAUGUUUCCUCACAGAAGUCAUGAAUAACAUUUAGACUUAAACUAUUUUUAAUUUGAAAUCAAAAUCAAAUAAAAUUUUAUUUGUAUAGCACAUUUCAGCAACAAGACAUUUUAAAGUGCUUUACAUCAUAAAAAUGUAUCAUAAAUGUCAUCUUUUUAAAUUGUUUUUACCCUUUUCUUCCGUAAUGACUCUAAGUUCACAUUUAGAUACUUUGUGAGUUUUAUUUGCUCUGCAUGUUUUUGUUUUAACCGGUGAAGUCGGGCCUCCACUGACGUCUGCGACUGAGUUUUUAAAAGCAAAAAUAAAUUUCUUCACAGCAGAAAUCCCAUUUCUGUAGUCGUGGAAACAUUAAAAACUUUCUGUGGUCGUCUGAAUGUCAUCUUAAAGGGAUAAACUUCAGAGUUUCUUUAUGUUUUAUAAAUAUCGAUUUAUGUUGAAUUUUGUUUAUUCUUCUGUCAGUGUACAGCUCUGGGAUAAAGAGAGAUAAAUAAAAUGACCUUUUCUGUAAUUAUAAACAGAGAAAUAGCUUUUUCUCUUCCUCUCACUCUUCCUCUUGUCGUCUGAUUCUGUCAGAGAUGUGUUCAGCCCUGCUGCUACGCCAGCUCUCUGUUUUCUACCUGCAGAGUUGGACUUUCUAUGAAAAACAAUAAAAAACAAUAAUCGAUAAAA